Jatropha curcas is the source of this 591-nucleotide messenger RNA. RefSeq names its product protein GAST1. Lineage: Eukaryota; Viridiplantae; Streptophyta; Magnoliopsida; Malpighiales; Euphorbiaceae. The record is from RefSeq and is a predicted model, not a curated record.
AAUACCAUUACCAGUUCAGCUCCUUUUCUUCAUAGCUCCGCACAACAACUCUCUCUCUCUCUCAGUCUCAGGUUGCUUCUUUACAGCGAGUUUUUAACUCUGCAAUAGCAAUGGGAAGGGCGAUAAGUAUUGUCAUGCUAUGCUUUGCACUGAUCAUGCUUGUUUUGCUAGAAGAAAACCAGGCUUUUAACACUGCAGGCAUAUUAGCUUCACAACCGCAAGGAAAAGGCAAAAAUGCAAUGUAUGGUGCCACCCAAGGAAGCCUCCGUCCACAGGAGUGUGGACCGCGGUGCACUACAAGGUGUUCGGCGACGGCGUACAAGAAACCAUGCAUGUUCUUCUGCCAAAAAUGUUGCGCAAAAUGCCUGUGUGUGCCUCCAGGCACCUACGGGAACAAACAAUAUUGCCCUUGCUAUAACAACUGGAAGACCAAGAGAGGAGGCCCUAAAUGCCCUUGAUCUUAGUCUCUGGAUACCUACCCUGUAUUUAUUUUUAUUUUUUUAUUUAUAUAUUUUUAAUUUUUAAUGUAACCAAGAAUAAAUAUCACUUUCUACGGUAAUAAUAAUAAUUCAAUUCUUGCCUUUUGUUUUU